UUGCAGCAGCCGAGGGACAAGGCAGAAUCUGUGGUCAAGGACAGGCAGGAUCAGAAAACCACAAAACUCUUCGAAACAUGAAACAAUGGCUUGAAAGCUGUGACUAGAGCAACAGACGAUCUCGCACUGAGCAGGUGAAAAGCAGCACAGUGCAGCGCAUUCAACCUGCAGACCGACUGUAAACGUGGAAACUUCCUGUGGUGUGAUUGGUCGAAAUUAUUAUCUCUUUACUGUCUUCAACCUGCAUCAUCAACGCCAUGAUGUGUCUCCUGCUGCUUCUUUGUGCCUUGUUGCCUUUGAGUCAACCUGCUGUGCUUCCAGUUGCUGUGGAUGGGGCUGAGAGCCAUGAGGCUCUUCCAGAAGACACCAGAGAAAAUCCUGAGACUGAGGACAUUUUUGCAGAAGAUCAUUUGACUCUUCAUGAAGAGGAACCUGGAAACUGGACAGAUGCAGAAGAACCAACCUUUGAACCUGUGGAUGAGGAAGCUUACCUGAAGGCUCUGAAUGGAACAGUCCAACGUUCAGGAUCCUGUUCUUCUGGCUGGACCCGGGUCAAAGGUCGCUGCUACCACGUCUUUCCAUUCGCUGCCACUUGGCACAGAGCUCAGUCGAACUGCAGGUCCAUACUUGCACACCUUGCAUCAGUCCAUGACUACGAGGUGAAUAAUCAGCUUGUGAGGAUGAUAAUAGCUGCAGGCCGGGGGCGAUCUGCAGUCUGGAUUGGAGGCAAUGACAUACAAUGGGAUGGCCGCUGGCGCUGGGUGGACGGAAGGCCUUUUCGCUAUAGAAACUGGUGUCGAUUCGAACCCAACAACUUCUUUGAUCAGGACUGUUUGCAGAUGAACUUCAGUCGGCACAGAUGCUGGGACGAUGCGCAGUGUUACUUUCAAAGACCAUUUAUCUGUGUCAGAAACUUCUGAUGGCUAUUUGAUUAGAAAUGAUGCACUUUGUGUGUCAAAAACACAGAGGCGUUGGUGAUCAAUGUUGGUGUUUUUCUUACAGAGUGUCAAGACAAUAACAAGGAUAAAAAGUAUGAAUAUCUGUAUUUAAAUACAGAUAUUAAAGACAAAAAAGAAACUCGUUUAAAUGUAUUUGUCAGAUUGUUUGAUCAAACGUUACAAUAAAUAAAAAUG
Molecule: messenger RNA, 1133 nt
Organism: Poeciliopsis prolifica (blackstripe livebearer)
Lineage: Eukaryota; Metazoa; Chordata; Actinopteri; Cyprinodontiformes; Poeciliidae
Product: type-2 ice-structuring protein-like
Exons: 10
Coding region: 258-920 (220 amino acids)
Molecular function (GO): signaling receptor activity
Source: RefSeq, a predicted model, not a curated record